This is a messenger RNA of Pan troglodytes (chimpanzee), 1501 nucleotides long. RefSeq lists its product as uncharacterized. Bases 16 to 990 code for a protein of 324 amino acids. The record is from RefSeq and is a predicted model, not a curated record. Lineage: Eukaryota; Metazoa; Chordata; Mammalia; Primates; Hominidae. The transcript has 2 exons.
GAAAAUAGGAAUGACAUGAACCCGCGCGGAACAGCUGCCGGCGCGGUGUCCAGGGCAGCACCCCGCCCGGUCCCGGCCCCUCCAGCCCUGGGCCCGACCCCUACUACGCCUCUGCCUCGACGCGAACGCGGAGCCCGAGCGCGCGUCACGCCGUGUGGGGCCGAAGAGGCUGCUACCCAGAGGCGGAGUGCGGGCUCGCGAGGGUCCCCGCCCCACUCUCGCUCCCGCCAGCACCAACGGAGUCGCGUCCCCGCCGCGCGCCGACUCGGGAGCAGCACCGCCCCCGGCACAGGAGCCUCACGCGCCUCUUACCUAACAGGAAGUUGUGUGGAAGCAGCGCGGACCCACGGCGCACCGAACGCACUCCAACGGAACCCGACGCAGACACGCGCUUUCAACCGGCGGAGACACCGGCAGGGCCAGAAACGCGCGCAGCGGCGGCCGGAGGUCUCUUCACCGUCCGCCCAUCGUGUCGCGCGCCGCGUCAGGUCCCCAUUCGGCAUGUGGCUUGUCUUCCGUCGUCCCCACCCUCGCCCCUCUUGGCCCCUCAGGGCAGCCCUGGGAUUCGGCAGACGCCAGUCCUCCCUGAGAUGCUUCCCCAUCCUUCCCUCCGCCAGGCCCUACGUCUCCGCAAACCCCACGCUUCGGGGUGGCCGCCUCAGACAGGACCCUGAGUCCGAGACUGGGGUAGGGGACCUGCCCGAUCCUGUAACAACCCUCGUGCUUCUGCGCAAUCGCCUCCCACUAGCGGUGAGUGUUGGGUGUUUACCUUCCCGGUGUCCCACUGAGAAGUGGGCUCUUCCUUGGCGGGGGCUUCUUCGUUGCCUCGCUGUGGAUGUCGAGGUGGGGCAGGAGAGUGAGGAGAAAACAGAGAGGAGGGAGGUAGAGCCAACGAGCGGGAAAAGGGGAGGGAAGUUUAGAUGGGAAGUGGAUGGGUCUGAGGGAUUUGAACAUACACUGACAAUGAAGGACAGUGACCUGAGCAAGUAGUAGUGGGGUAAAUGGAAAUAGACAAAAUGGGAAUCAGCAGAGAUAUGGAGGACAGAAUACAAUGAGGAGGCCUUGACCGUCAGUAGCAGAGAGGGCAACAGAAGCCUAAUUCCCAAAUUCCUUAGAUGGUUUUCUGAUUUCCAAAUUAGCUUCCCUUUUAAAUUUAUUGUGUCAGGUUCAGCUUAUGAGGCCUCAAUACUUUUCAGUCUUAAUUGUAUAUUGAAAACACUUUUUGUUUACUAAAUACUUUUUACAUUAAUUCAGUGUGCACUCCGUAAGGAUAUUGAUGAUUUGAGUUAGUUUAGUAUUCAACAGCUUCCUCCAUUCCUUUAUAUGAUCUCUGUAUUUAAUGGCUGUGGCAUAAAGUUUCCAACUAAGUAUAAGUAUCAAGUUUUCUUUGUGCUGUUUUCUGCAAAUAUUGAAGGAUGACCUGGAUUGUCCUAGAACUUUGUUCCAACAGAUUACAUGUGUUCAUAAUGAAUAAAUUGCUCAAAGAUAUUUCCAAAGCUCA